AUGCGUCCUGCCGCUAGACCUGUUGCCGGCUACAGCAUACGUCCUACCACCAGACCUGUUGCCGGAUACAGCGCGCGUCCUUCCACCAGUCCUGUUGCUGGCUACAACAUGCGUCCUUCCACCAGUCCUGUUGCUGGCUACACCACAUGUCCUUCCACCAGUCCUGUUGCCGGCUACAGCACAUGUCCUGCCACCAGACCUGUUGCCGGAUACAGCACGCAUCCUUCCACCAGUACUGUUGCCAGCUACAACAUGCGUCCUUCCAGCAGUCCAGUUGCCGGCUACACCACAUGUCCUGCCACCAGUCCUGUUGCUGGCAAUAGCACAUGUCCUGCCACCAGACCUGUUGCCGGAUACAGUGUGCGUUCUUCCACCAGUCCUGUUGCCGGCUACACCACAUGCCCUGCCACCAGCCCUGUUGCCGGCUACAGCACACGUCCUCCCACCAGACCUGUUGCUGGAUACAGCAUGCGUCCUUCCACCAGUCCUGUUGCCGGCUACAGCAUGCAUCCUGCCACCAGUCCUGCUGCUGGCUACAACACAUGUCCUGCCACCGGUCCUGUUGACAGCUACAGCACGUGUCCUUCCACCAGUCCUGUCGCCAACUACAGCAAGUGUCCUGCCACCAGUAUUGUUGCCGGCUACAACACAUGUCCUGCCACCAGUCCUGUUGGCGGAUACAGCACACGUCCUACCACCAGUGCUGUUGCCGGCUACAGCAUGGGUCCUUCCACCAGUCCUGUUGCCGGCUACACCACAUGUCCUGCCAUCUGUCCUGUUGCCAGCUACAGCAUGUGUCCUGCCACUGCUCCUUUUGCUGGCUACACCACGUGUCCUGCCACCGGUCCAGUUGCUUGUUACAACACGCAUCCUGCCCUCGGUCCUUUUACUGACUACAAUAUGAUUCUUGUCACAUGA
Messenger RNA from Schistocerca serialis cubense, 918 nucleotides. RefSeq names its product mucin-5AC-like. The transcript has a single exon. The coding region runs from base 1 to 918 and encodes 305 amino acids. The record is from RefSeq and is a predicted model, not a curated record. NCBI's taxonomy places the organism in Eukaryota, Metazoa, Arthropoda, Insecta, Orthoptera, Acrididae.